Molecule: messenger RNA, 1680 nt
Organism: Alternaria postmessia
Lineage: Eukaryota; Fungi; Ascomycota; Dothideomycetes; Pleosporales; Pleosporaceae
Exons: 4
Coding region: 1-1680 (559 amino acids)
Biological process (GO): transmembrane transport; carbohydrate transport
Cellular component (GO): membrane
Molecular function (GO): carbohydrate:proton symporter activity
Source: RefSeq, a predicted model, not a curated record
AUGCCAGGAGGUGGAGUCGUUGCCGUCACUGGCACGACUGAUGUCAACCGUGUCGAGGCUCCUGUCACUGUUCGGGCUUAUCUGAUUGUCGCAUUCGCUGCGUUUGGCGGAAUCUUCUUUGGAUAUGAUACAGGUUGGAUGGGUGGUGUCCUCAAUAUGGAUUACUUCAUUAAGCAAUACACUGGAGCUGAAUACCCAGACGUUGUGUACCCAGGCCUCGACUCGACGAGCCAGACGAUCAAAGAUUACCGUAACUCACACUUCAUUGUAGUUCCAUGGCAACAAUCUCUCGUAACAUCGAUUCUCUCUGCUGGUACUUUCUUUGGUGCUAUUAUGGCUGGUGAUAUCGCUGACUUUAUCGGACGUCGUAUCACUAUCAUUACGGGAUGCGGAAUUUUCGUCGUCGGUGGUAUCCUUGAAACUGCCUCCACCGGUCUUGGUGUCAUGGUUGCUGGUCGACUCAUUGCUGGUUUUGGUGUGGGAUUCAUUUCAUCCAUCGUCAUCUUGUACAUGUCCGAGAUUGCACCCAAGAAGGUCCGUGGUGCCGUAGUUGCUGGCUACCAAUUCUGCAUUACCAUCGGUAUCUUACUUGCCAACUGUGUGGUUUACGCCACUCAGAACAGACGCGAUACUGGCUCCUAUCGUAUCCCGAUCGCCGUUCAGUUUCUCUGGGCUAUAAUCCUCGCCAUCGGUCUCGCUCUCCUACCAGAGUCGCCCCGUUACUGGGUCAAAAAAGGCAAGCUCGACAAGGCCGCCUCCGCCCUUGGCCGUGUUCGCGGCCAACCUCUUGAUUCCGAAUACAUCCAGGACGAACUCGCUGAGAUCAUUGCAAACCACGAAUAUGAAAUGUCCGUUGUACCACAGCACAGCUAUCUCGGUUCGUGGUUGGCCUGUUUCAAGGGCAAGCUCUCCUCGCCCUCGUCCAACGCCCGCCGUACUACACUUGGCAUCUUUAUGCAAGCUAUGCAACAGUUGACUGGUAUUAACUUCAUCUUCUACUUCGGCCCUGUCUUUUUCCAGCAGCUUGGCUCGAUUUCCAAUCCCUUCCUCAUCUCGCUCGUCACGACCCUCGUCAACGUGCUGUCCACACCUGCCUCAUUCAUUAUGGUUGAGAAGAUUGGAAGACGUCCUCUGCUCGUCUUUGGAGCGGCUGGCAUGGUCAUAAUGCAAUUCAUCGUUGGGGCAAUCGGAGCUACUGCUGGCAAGAACACUGCCGACCACCCAGCUAACCCAAACGCCACCCGUGCUAUGAUCGCAUUCAUUUGCUUGAAUAUCUCUGUCUUCGCAACGACUUGGGGGCCUUGCGCCUGGAUUGUCAUCGGUGAAAUCUUCCCUCUGACCAUUCGAUCUCGCGGUGUCGGUCUCUCUACGGCUAGCAAUUGGUUCUGGAAUUGUAUCAUCGGUAUCAUCACUCCAUACCUCGUUGCCGACCGUGAGGACUCUGCCCGUCUCGGAUCCAAUGUCUUCUUCCUAUGGGGCUCGCUCUGCUGUAUCUCUUUCCUCUUCGCUUUCUUCUUUGUUCCCGAGACCAAGGGUCUCACCCUUGAGCAAGUCGAUAAGAUGUUGGAGGAGAGCACUCCUCGCAACUCUCGCAAGUGGAAGCCACACAGCACCUUCGCUGGCGAAAUGCAUCUCGCCGAAAAGCACAUCGAGAUCCCUCUUGAGGACAUCGCUGUGUAG